This is a messenger RNA of Paramuricea clavata, 8857 nucleotides long. The record is from the annotation of a GenBank genome assembly. NCBI's taxonomy places the organism in Eukaryota, Metazoa, Cnidaria, Anthozoa, Malacalcyonacea, Plexauridae.
CUCCUAUUCCCCCGGUCCAGUAAAACUCAGUCGUUUCAAUAGUGAUUCCCCUUCCCCCUGCUUAAGUCGUCGCCAUUUUGAAUUUUGAUGAUUGAAUUAAUUCCGCAAGUAAACAUGGCCGACUUUUAUUUGCAUUUUGCCGACACUCUUCGAGAUAAUAUUUCAAAUAUUUGCAUUGCAAAUUUCCCCACUUUUGCCAGCUGACCGCUUUCGUGUCAAACUUGUUUCAAGCGAGACAAAUAAGGGCUUAAUUCGUAUGCGAUCGCUUCAAAAUAGGUCGUAUUUUAAACUAUUUUUUGUCUAAGGAGUGGGAUUAUCUGUUUUGAAAGCCGUACGCUUGCGAGCUAAAAAGUCUUUUCUGACAAUGUAUUUGCUAUUGCUUCUCUUGGCAAUUCCUGCCGCCUUGGCGAGAUUACCCGCUUGUAAAGAGGUAUUACGAGUAUAUUUUCGCCUUUUGUUUUAUUGUGAACGUGUGCUUUUAUUUUUAAUCGUCGAUGUAAACUUCGACUAGUUUAUGCUGUCUUCGAUGGUGUUUACAAUACUAUGUCUUUGUGUGUGUGUGUUUUAGGGAGAAUAUGAAUACGAAUUCACCGAAUGCGAUUCGGCCGGAGGAAGAUGGCGAGUGCCUGUGCCACGUAAACCCGAUCAGUGCGAAGCGACCGGCCUAGCUUCGGUCAGACAACGAAAAUGUGGUAUGUUUGUUGCCUGUUUUAAUUAAGAUCGAUUUACAGACUACAAUACACAACUUUUGCCCAAAACUGUCGCAUGCAACCUGCUUACAGCUUGAGUUGUACUGUGUAAAUCAAACACAUUGAACUCGUCUACCAUUUGUCGUUGGUGAGUUGUAUACGUGAUGGCGACAGUUUUAGGCUAAAGUUGUGUACUGUAAAUCAACCGGCUUAAAUCGAUCUUUAAGCCCAUACAGACUGGACGCGAUUCGGCAACGCGACGCGAAUUUUCAGCUUUCCGAUAUGACAUUUAACUUUAAUAUUUUCCUAUGUUUUUCAAAUAUUCGGAACCACUUGAGCAAUUUUAGCUAUAUUUGGUCUGCACAUCUUGUAAAAUUUUUAUCCGUUGACGGUUUUAUUUGUUUUUAAAAACUGAAAAUUCGCGUUGCGUUGCCGAAUCGCGCUCGGUCUGCAUGGCAUGGGCCUUAAACAUGGUGAUCAAUUUCUGCACUGUUGCCUGUACUUACGAGCAAGAAAAUUAAACUGCAUUGUACAUGUCUCAAUUUCAUUUAUUUUGAAAUACGAGGUUACUACAUAUAAUGAAAAGAACAUUAUUUUCUCACUUUGAUAACUGGCAGAGUGCUUAGCGGUGAAACAGGUAUUCGAGUAAAAAAAUGCUUCAGAAAUUCAGUUGUCGAAGUGUGCAUUGAUGAAGGAGACUUGUGGAAAACAAAUUCCUUUGUUUAUAAACAUUACAAUGUUUUUUAAAUAUUAUAAAUGCUGUAACAGCAAUAGGAACAAUGUUUACGUUUAGUUUUGGUCGGUUCACUGCGCAUAAUCUUCUCAACGUCAACGAAUUAAAUGUUGUAUUUACUGUAAUGAAAGUUGUAUUUUUAUUCUACGAUAUAAAGUGCAACAACAUGGCAUAGUCUGUUGAUUCGGAGGCGGAGUAUUCGCGGUAUUACGGUAUAAUUAGUAAUUCAGAGAGAAAAUAUUCCCACAAUUAUUGAAAGCCGAAAUUCGUAAGUUUCUGGAAAGUUUAUAUAUGGCAAAUUGCUAUAUAUGUUUGCACUGCAAACGAAGAGAUAUAAAUUACGAAGAGAUAUAAAUGCUAUAUAAGGAUUUGAAUGAUUUAGUCGUGAAAUUAUGACGUUAGUGACACAAGUGACCAUCACUCUUCAGAUAAUAUUAUGCUACACAUCAAAGGACAAAGACGUAUUUUGAAAACUUAAAAGUUUUCAUAAUUUCAUUGUUGUGGUUUAAUUUUAUUUCAUUGUUAAGCGUAUUUUUAAAUGAAGACCUAACUAAAAUAGUAUUUGAAUUUAGCGUUCCAGUAAUCAGUUUAAACGGGUCAAACUAUCUGUUUCGACGAAAUUUCGACCUUUCGAUUAAAGAAUGACACAGACAUACUGUAUAAGAUCCAUCAGAGUAAUUAAGGGCCCGUCCUCUCAAUAGGAAGUACAGACAUAAAAACGCACAAGUUGUUACAGGUCUGCAAACAAGUUGUUACAAAUCUGUUCACAAGCUGUCGACAAGUUGUGUUCCCAGUUGUUGUAACAAGUUUGAAACAAGCUGUUAACAACUUGUAACACGCUUGAUGGCAUUAUCAGACUUGUUACAAGGUUGUUCUAACAAGUCUGAUACAGUCUACUGAUACGUACUAAUAUAACAAGAAUGUUACACACGUAAAACGUAAAAACGCACAAGUUGUUACAGGUCUGCAAACAAGUUGUUACAAAACUGUUUACAAGCUGUCGACAAGUUGUGUUCUCACUGCUUGUUCCCAGUUGUUGUAACAAGUUUGGAACAACUUGUAACCAGUUUCAUGAAAUUUUCAGACUUGUUACAAGGUUGUUCUAACAAGUCUGACUCAGUCAUGAUAUAACAAGAAUGUUACAAGGUUGACAACGCAAGAUUGUAACAAUAUUGUUAUAUCAUGACUUUAUCGGACUUGUUGGAACAACCUUAUAUAUACAAAUUUUUAACAGCUUGUUCCAAACUUGUUGACAACUUGGGACAAGCAGUGCGAACACAAACUUGUUGACGGCUUGUUGACAAGUAACGACAAUUGUUAUUAAAUAUAGUUGCUACCUUUACCUAAAUAUAGUUGUACCAGAGUCGCGUUAAUGCAGUGGCAGAAGCGGCAUAUGCCACGGGCCCCGCGCCUCUACAAGGUUGUUGAGCUCAACGGACUAGUGACAAGUUGUUACAACAUUGUUACAACUUGUUGAUAACUUGCUACUGGCAACUUGCUACUGGCAACUUGCUACUGGCAACUUGCUACUGGCAACUUGCUACAAGGUUGUUGAGCUCAACAGACUUGUUACAAGUUGUUCCAAUAACUUGUUAUCGUCCUGCAAUUUAACAAUUUGUCAACAAGUUGUGAGUGACAACUUGUAGCAACUUGAUAAAAUAACAGCAUUGUUACAACAUGUUGACAAGCUUGCUACAAGGUUAUUGAGCUCAACAGAUCAGUUACAAGUUGUUCCAACUUGUUGACAAGCUUGCUACAAACCUUACUAACAACCCUGUUGCGAACACAUCUUGUUGACAAUUUGUGAGAUUUUUACGUAUGUGUAUGCUACAACACUAUCAAAGUUUCUGUGAUCACAGUAGGAAUUUUGCAUAGGUAAAUUCUAAGUUUUGAAGGAUUCGUAAGAAAUAUUUGAGGAAACUUACUAAGUGUUAUAAAGGAUGGUUUACACUAUCAAAGUUUCUGUGAUCACAGAGGAAUUUUGCAUAGGUAAAUUCUAAGUUUUGAAGGAUUCGUAAGAAAUAUUUGAGGAAACUUACUAAGUGUUAUAAAGGAUGGUUUACGUUUGUAAUUGGUGCGUGGUAAUAACGUCUCGAACUGAUUAUCUAAACUGAUUUUACUUUCAGUUGAAGAAAGAUGGUUUAGUUACAUUUUCUUAUCAGAGUCCAAGCAGUGAUGUCUUUUUUAAUGUUUAUGUAAGUACAUAAAUUAUAUCAUUUUAAACUUCAAAGUAUCCAGCUUCUGCAUCGCUAAUCUUGAAAAAUGUUUUCUCCCAAACAGGUUCGAAACGAACAGUGCAUGAUGCGCUCAGGGCAACAGUUUUAUAAAUAUCCUGCGCGUACGAGAAACUUUCAAUGGAACAAUGAUACCGUGAGUAUUUUUAUACUGGACUGUAAACGCUCGAUGACUUUUGACAGCGGUUGAAACUACAGGAAGGGGAGGAGAAUGAUGCCAAAUAAUUUCUAAACAACUUGAAAACUAAACUAAUUUUAUUUAUACUGGAUAGUUCUUACCAGUUCUAAACUGUUCUUCCUAGAGGUCCAGUAAGGAUCAUCUCUUAUUAGUCUUACUACCGGAGGAAACAUAAACUAAACUAACUUUAUUUAUACUGGAUAGCUCUAUCAGUUGUAAACUGUUCUUCCUAGAGGUCCAGUAAGAAUCAUCUCUUAUUCUUAUCCUUAUUGAUCCAGUGUUACUACAGGAGGAAACCUAAACUAAACUAACUUUAUUUAUACUGGAUAGCUCUAUCAGUUCUAAACUGUUCUUCUUAGAGGUCCAGUAAGGAUCAUCUCUUAUUGAUUCAGUGUUAAACCUAAACUAAACUAACUUUAUUUAUACUGGAUAGCUCUAUCAGUUCUAAACUGUUCUUCUUAGAGGUCCAGUAAGGAUCAUCUCUUAUUGAUUCAGUGUUACUACAGGAGGAAACCUAAACUAAACUAACUUUAUUUAUACUGUCCAUUUAAUCAGGAUAGUUCGUACCAGUUCUGCAUGGGAGAUUGUGGAAAUGACAGUUCGUUUUGAUCCAACACUCGGCGCUAAAUCCCCCUACCUUUACUAUAAAAAAAUAUAUUGAUUAUUUUUCUGAUGUUACUCUGAGUAACAUCAUGUUGUUUCUGAUGUUACUUCUGAUGUUACUCUGAAAAGUUUGCCUGAUCUCGGGAGAAUUCGAAAUCGAAUUGAACCUUUGGAUACGUCGGCGGAGCAUUGGACUAGUAUCCCAAAGGUCGUGGGUUCGAUUCCCACCGUGGUCAGGCAAACCUUUCAGCCUGCCCGGUGUGGAUAAACCGCUCUAUAUUCACCUGUGUACAUAACCUCAAAACGCACAAAAAAAUCAUAUAUUUAUUCAUUUGACAUUUCAUAUUAAUUUGAAGGUUCAUCUAAAGCGUGGUCACAAUCUGAUAGUGUGGCAAGCAGCGUUAUUUCCAAACAAUCGAAAACUUGAACGCAAUGGAGAGCCUGUCCUGAUUAAGUCUAUUCGAGUUCAAGGUAUGUACUGUAAGCCUGACUGACGCCAGACAGGGAGGACGGUCUAUAUCGUAUCUUUAGUUGAAGGGUAUGCAUGGUAGAUGGAAAAUUAUCGAGUGGAAAUUUAUAUAUGGAUUCAUUAUACUUAACUAGGAGCAGUUGCGAAAAAUGCAACUAUUAGGGACUGGUCAUAAUUUAGCAGGAGGGGUGGGGAGGUGGAAACAGUGGUGGGGGGGGUCACAUAUUUUUUAGCCAGGAAGAAGGGGGUUCAUAAAAUAUUAGACAGUUUAUGAAGGCGGGGAGGGGGUCUGCUGUUUUAGUUCAAUCAAUUGUUUUAUACAUGCCUUCUCACAUUAGUGUUUGUGUUUUUAUAUAUGACUAUGUAUUGGUAUAAUAUAAAUUUUAGUAUUUGAUUUAAAGCGCAAGUAGAAAAUUAGAAAAUUUAAAGUGCAAUUAGAAAAUUUAUUGAAUGCAGGGUUUAGUAGUAGAUAGGUACAUUUUUACUGACACGAGCAAGAGAGCGAGGGGGGCAUUAUUUUUCCGGGUUAUGGCAAAGCGGGGUGACAAAAUAUCAUUCCUUAAAAUUUUGAAUUACACCUUCCCAUCCCCGCUGAUAAAUUAUGACCAGUCCCUAACUGGAAUCGACCCUGUGAUUCCGGUGAAGCUCUCUAACCACCUGAACUACACGGAGGCCUGUUGUUGAGCUCUGACCACAAGUUCAAGUUAGGUCUAAUUAACGUAUAUAAAUUUCCACUCAAUAAUUUCCACAAUGUAUCUCCGGGCUCCGCAUAUUAAAGUGCGUGUAUACAUUGCGAUUUGCCGGACCAUUAUCCGGCCAUUAUAAAUAUGUUAUAUAUCAAAAUCUAAGUUAGUCAUUUCUGAAUGCAAUGAUGGUUAUUUCACAUUGCGAUAGCUUUUAUAGCUUUUACGUCACAUGACAUCAAACAGCGUCCAUCUUGGGUACCCGGUGUAUAUAUUAACGACUUUAGGGGUUAAGUGUCAAUUGGGACGAAAGUCUUGUUCCUUUCUUCUAUCACUGACAACUUGUCUUUGUAUAGCUUAUUGUUUUGUAAACGUAUGUGAUAUUGUAAAUAACAUGUAACUGUGACAGACUUUUUAAAUUAUUAUUUAACAAUUAUUCGAGACGAAGUCGCGGUGAAUAUUCCCCGAUAAGCACCGAGCCUGAGGCGAAUAAUUGUUUUAGUAUUUUUACACAAGUCUUUUGUGUUUUUGGGAUUGGAUUUAUUUAAAUUUCGCUUAUCUCUUUAUCAGUAACUUCCAGAAAACGGCUAGCCGCCAUUUUUUAUAUUCACCUGUAGGUGAAUAUAACAGCUUAAUACGUCAAAUUUGACCGAUCAACUUGUAGGAUUUGUUAUGUUCACUUGUGCAAAAAUACUAAAUUAUAUUAUUAUCAAGUUACGAACUUCUUUCUGGCAAAGAAAAUGAAAUGUUUAUUUGUAUUCCAGGUGUGGCCUAUACGUCUGAGUGUUCUCCUUGUCCCGCGGGCUCAUUUACCAAGUCUGAGAGCACUACCAGGUAUAGAAGCUGUUAUUAAUGGUGUCAAUAUCUCCAACAUAGGUUCCGAACUACACACGUAAAAACGCACAAGUUGUAACAAACCUGCAGCAGACUUGUAGCAAUGCUGUUGCAACAACUUGUCAACAGGAUGUGUUCGCACUGCUUGUUCCCAGCUUGUUGAAAAGUUGUCAACGGCUUGUUGACAACAACUUGUUAUCAUCCUGAAAUUCAACAAUUUGUCAACAAGUUCUGAGUGAUAACCUUGUAGUAACUUGAUAGAAUGACAACAUUGUUACAAUUUGUUGACAAGCUUGCUACAAGCCUGUUGCGAACACAUCCUGUUGAAAAGUUUGCUACAAGGUUGUUGAGCUCAACAGACUUGUUACAAGUUGUUCCAACAUAACUUGUCAUCGUUCUGAAAUUCAACAAUUUUUCAACAAGUUAUGAGUGACAACCUUGUAGCAACUUGAUAAAGUCACAACAUUGCUACAACUUGUUGACAAGCUUGCUACAAAUACUGUCGAUUUCAGGCAACAUUUCAACACGCUGUUCCCAAGUUCGUUGCAAACUUGCCAAUCACGUUAUCAAGUUCGGAAGUUGGGCGUGAACUUCGCAACGAAGUUUGCAAGUUCAUUUCAAAGUUCGAACUUUGAUUGUAAACAGAUGUUCAUAGUUGGAGUUAAAAUUACUGUAUAAGGCCCUAUGUACAUAUUACUGCAGUAAAAUAUUGGCCCAGUGGUCUCCCAAGACGAAAAUGCCUUUUUAAAUAAAUUUAUAAAUGAAAUUUUUACAUUUGUUUACAAUCGAAGUGCGAACUUUGAAAUGAACUUGCGAACUUCGUUGCAAAGUUCACGCCCAACUUCCGAACUUGAUAACGUAAUAGACCUUUCCCCUUUUAAGUGAAAUUUUGAUCUAGACAAGUCUGGACAAAAAUUUCAUUACAGCUUGAAAGAGCAUCACAAAAUUAGUAAUAUUCCGAAGUUUCGUUUCAAAAUGUUGUAAAAUGCGGAUACUAUAGCCUUGCGAAGUUUGCCGUUUUUCAGUCAUUUGGUAUUACGCACGGGAAAUUGAUAAUCAGGGGCCGGUUGUAUAAAAACGUAGUUAGCGCUAACUGCAGUUAAAAAGUAGUUAACUCUUUUUCGUUCGCUGCUGAAAUAACCAGGGGCCGUUGUAUAAAACUCUUAAUCACUUUUUUAAUCACUAUUUUGUAGUUAAAUAGUGAUUAACUCUCAAAUACGCGCUUUUUAUUGGAUGACGUUUCCACUAACUAUAGUUAACUUUAAUCACUUUUUUAUACAAUCGGCCCCAGAUGAUCAAACUGAUUAUCAAUUUCCCAUUUGUAAUCAAAAUGACUGAAAAACGGCAAACUUCGCAAGGCUAUAUUAUUCGCAUUUUACAACAUUUCGCAACGAAACUUCGGAAUAUUACUAAUUUUGUGAUGCUGUUUCAAGCUGUGAUGAAAUUUUUGUCCAGACUUGUCUAGAUCAAAAUUUCACUUAAAAGGGGAAAGGUCUAUUGGCCAGUUCGCAACGAACUUGGGAACAGCGUAUUGAAAAGUUGCCUGAAAUCGACAAAAAAGUCCUUCAACGUUUCGAGUAGUGUUGUGGUGAACAAAUUCACCCAAACAGUUGAAGUGUUCUGAGCACGAAAUUUAAACUAAAACAAAGGCAAUGGUCUGUGGAGCUGACAUAAAAACAACCCUGGACUUGUCCGCCAACUAAUGCUUAUCCACUUUAUCUUUAGUUGCACCCCGUGUCCGGCAGAUUAUUAUUCUGGCGAAGGAGCCACAGAGUGCAUCAAAUGUGACACGAAUACACAAUAUUCCAGUAAGUUUUAACCAUGCCUGGUGAUUUUAUUUUUGCAGAGGUAACCGGUCUUCGAAUGGAGCUUAGCCUCUAGGCCAUUGAAAUGAACUUAACUGGAACUCUAACUUCAGAUAAACUACAGCCUUGGGCAAACUAGGAAGCGUUGUUGUGGAAACAUUUGUGAUUCUCGAUGUUUCCUCAAAUAUUUCCCUGUUUGCCCACUCGUGGAAACAUUGUUUCGGAAACAAAAUUUGCUUCCCAAGAAGCAAAAAUGUUUCCUACCGAAUUCAGAAACAUUUGAUGUUUCCCUAUGUUUCUCACUAAUGUUUCCUAGUGUUUGCCCACUCUGGGAAACAUGGCCGGAACAUUGGCCGGAAACAAUGUUUCCGCAACAAUGUUUCCUAGUUUGCCCAGGGCUUGAUGACUCGAUGACUUGACUCGAUGCAGACAUAUUAUUAGACUUCAUUAUCUAUGUUUUUGUCUUGGUUUAUGCAAGAAAUGGUGCUCCAGGGCAAAAUAUAUCGCGUUUCUUUCAAACUCGGCUAACGUUAUUUGCAGGAUCGGGAUCCGCUAAAUGCUUGGAGAAGAAACCUUGUACUGUUAACGAUUAUAUUGAAACUCACAGCCAGUGCGACGAUAAAAAUAAG